Molecule: messenger RNA, 3215 nt
Organism: Gadus macrocephalus (Pacific cod)
Lineage: Eukaryota; Metazoa; Chordata; Actinopteri; Gadiformes; Gadidae
Product: UPF0524 protein C3orf70 homolog A-like
Exons: 2
Coding region: 588-1418 (276 amino acids)
Source: RefSeq, a predicted model, not a curated record
UCCGCUGGUAUAAUGAGUGACAGGCUACAUCUCAUUGCACAUCACAUCAACAUUUGAAAACAGUGGAAAUGCUGACAGAACACAGUGUCUGUGAAGCGCGCAUCGUCGCACGCAACGCAACGCGGCAGCGCGCACGGCAGCGCUAACACCAGGCACGCGGGCUCCUCCCGUUUGGCUGCUGAGGCUGAGAGAUGCUGGAGGAUCGCGUCGCCCGGCUCGGACCAGCUCGGACCAGCUUAGAUCACACGGACCACACGGAUCAGAAGCUGCUUUCUGCUCGUAUGAACAUGUCAGCAGGACUUUGAUAUUUUGUCUUUAUCUUUAUCCUUGUUCUAUUGUUCCUCGGAGGCUUCGUGCCUUUAGAGAUUGAUCUCAAAUGGCAUCAGUUUAGUCUACGCAAAGUGCCACGCAGCAGGCCUGCUCUCUAGAAGGGGAACAGGAGGACUUGACGCACGGGCUGGUGAUGCCGGACUGAUCCUGACGGCUGGCUCAGGUCAGAUAUUCCUCGUUGAGGCCCUCCUCGGUGAGGUCCUCCUCGGUGAGGUCCUCCUCGGUGGGCUCCUCCUCGGUGAUUAAGGGAUGUUGGCAUGGCCGCCUCGGGAGCAGCGAAGAGCCUCAGGACAGAGAAGCUGGACGAGGCGCAGGCGUCGGCCAGGAGCUGCGCCGGCAGACCAGACUUCCUGCCGUGCGACGGUCUCUCCGUCCGUCACGGAAAGUGCUUCAAGCUGCACUGGUGCUGUCACCUGGGCUGGUGCCACUGUAAAUAUGUCUACCAGCCCAUGACGAGCGUGUGCCAGCUGCCAAGCACAGUGGUACCCCCGGCCUCCACGGAGCACAGUGCCACCAUGGAGCUGUCCGUCUCUCUGGCCCAGCGCUUCCUCAAGCUGGCGCCUUGCUUCCAGCCGCCGCCGCACCUGCAGUCGCCGAGGUACUGCGUCAUCGCCGAUCUGUUCGUCGACGACUACAUCGUAAAGCGCAUCAACGGCAAGAUGUGCUACGUACAGCGCCCGCCCCCGCGUUUACCGGACCUGCCCCCCUCCACCGACCCGGCUGUGCCCGGCACCCGGCCCCCGCCGGCACCGGGCCCUCCGACUCCCCCCUCGCCCACCCUUGGCCCUCGGACCUCCUCCGCCCCGGGACCCCCUGGGCACUCCAGCCCCGCCCCCCGGCCUCACGGACCGCCGCACCAGCUGAAGGGCCCCUGCUCCUCACCCUCCAGCUCCGAAGACUCUGGCAUCAACGCCCUGGAUGUGUAUUGCCUGGAGUCUUGUGAGGAGGAUGAAGAGGAGGAUGAGUCAGACGAAGAUGAGUUGAGCACGGAUGGAAACUCCAGCCUUUGGGAUAGGGACGAGUGCUCGCUGCUCUCUCCCUCCAAAUCCAUGAUAGAGAUCAUUGAGAAGAUGGAGACCACUGUGUGACUCCAUGGAAUGACCCAUUGCUAGCCUCCAGGAAGGCACCACCACCAGGGAACAAUGCACCGCCUGAGGGAGGCACCACCACCACCACCAGGGAACCCUGCACCGCCUGGGGGAGGCACCACCACCACCACCAGGGAACCCUGCACCACCUGGGGGAGGCACCACCACCAGGGAACCCUGCACCGCCUGGGGGAGGCACCACCAUCACCACCAGGGAACCCUGCACCGCCUGAGGGAGGCACCACCACCAGGGAACCCUGCACCUCCUGGGGGAAGCACCACCACCACCACCACCAGGGAACCCUGCACCUCCUGGGGGAAGCACCACCACCACCACCACCAGGGAACCCUGCACCUCCUGGGGGAGGCACCACCACCACCAGGGAACCCUGCACCUCCUGGGGGAGGCACCACCACCACCAGGGAACCCUGUGUCGGAGAUGGACCUGUAGGUUAUGUAAGGCGUUCUACUUCUACUUUGCAGUUGUGGAAUGAUUUGGAACCUAGAUGCAUACAGAUGAGCAGGAAUAGCAGGAAUGUUUAGGUUUUUCUCGAAUCUUCUCACACAAAUACUUUCCUUCGCCCCAUGACUCCUUAUCUUCCCUAAAGGAGUUACUGUUGUCUUACCCUAACCCUAGCCCUUUACUUCCUGAAGGGAGAUUUGUGUGUCUUACCCUUACCCUAGCCCUUAUCUUCCCUAAGGGAGAUAGUUUAUCUUACCCUUACCCUAGCCCCUAUCCUCCCCUAGGGAGAUAGUGCGUCUUACCCUUGUCCAUCAAACACAUGCUCAGUGCACUCGAGGAACAUUUGCAUGAUGCUCAAGACACACAAACAAACACAGAGCAUGGACUGGGAAGAUGAUAAAUACACAGCCCCUUGACAGCAAGUGCCCGUGGGCCCUUGGUGUUGAGAGAGAGAGAGAGAGAGAGAGAGAGAGAGAGAGAGAGAGAGAGAGAGAGAGAGAGAGAGAGAGAGAGAGAGAGAGAGAGAGAGAGAGAGAGAGAAUCAAAGAUAGAAUCAAAGAUAGAUAUUUCAUAAGCACAUGACUAGACUAGAGUAUCGCUACCAUUCAAGCUCUGUUGUGGGACACGCUUGUAACCCCUACAGCCCAACAUUGGUUUGGAUUCCGGGGGGGCCAUCAAAUGUUUUCUUAGCAGCACUCGCACAAGCCCACGACCUCGUAGGCCUGCAGGUUUAUUGGCAUUAGGCUUUAUUACGGGACACUAGGUGGGGAAACUGAAUGCAGAAUAUUUCCAAUAUGCGAACAGUUUCCUAAAAUGGCCAUUAGGUGAGAAAAGGCUACUAGAACCUCAUACUGGCCUAGAUUCUUCGAUGGUGUUAACCCUAACCCUAACCCUUUAUACUAACCCUAACCCCAGUUGAACCAAGGGUGAACAGGUUAGAAGGUUAGAAGUGUGACGAUACAUGUGAUCAUGUUGUAGUAGAGACGAUGUUAAGGGUGAAACGGUGUAAGUUAAGAAGUAUGAUGGUUCAUGUGAUCAUGUUGUGGUAGAGAUUACAUACUUUAUACCCUGUGGUGUCAAUAGUUAAAGAAAGGUUUUGUUCUGUAAGAACAUUUUGUUUUCUGCAUAGUUCUGGACCAACAAACGCUAGCAUAACAUACAUUUCACAAAUAUCAAAAACUUUAUGAUGAACUCUGGAUUAAAGAGGUUAUCUGCAUGACUGCAUUUUGGGGCAGAAUAUUGAAAUUUUACAAAAACAGGCUGAACCAGAGAACACAAUUUUGUCCCUGUUGUUUUAUUUUCAUAUGAAUAAAUCAAAAACUACCUGAACGUU